AUGUCCAACAUUCGUCAUGAGGGCGCUGCGCACUCUAUGAUGCUCUCCUUAUGCCGACUACUAUGCAUAUGGGCGACAUGGGUCCGUGUUGCGACUCCUCUACCUCAAGCAGCGACCGGUAGCAAUGUUGCAACUGAUACGCCGCUGGCGACGUUUGCUUUAAUACCCUCAGCACCGAGUAUGCAGACGCUGCAGAAAGUACAUCUUGAGGUAUCUGAAACUGACUUCGGCGUCACACCAGCUGUAGAACCCACCGGUCUCAUACCAUCCGCACCCAUCCGCUCAACGCCCCCACCAGGCCUCAUUCCUUCAGCACCUCGCACCUCCUCUACACUACUUCCUAUAUUGAUACCCUCACGACCACCUUCCGGAUUGAUCCCUUCGCAACCACCCUCGGGCCCGAUAACUUCGUCACCGCCAGCAGCUGUCGUACCUUCGUCACCGGCGCAUACGGGAUUGAUCCAAUCUGCGCCCAUCUCAUCCGGACCUCUACCAACCAACCCGGGAAUUAUUCAGUCCAGCAUAGGCACUCCAAUUCGGACCGAUGGAAGCAUUGUCUCCAGCCUCUCCAAUGUCAGCGUGACGCUAGUAGCGCCAGUAGCGCCAUCCAUGGCAUCAACAGACGAACCCUUGCGACCGAUACCGGCCGAGACCACAGCGCCGGGCGACCCAGAUGGCCACCACGAGAUUCCAGAACCAAACUUUACGGCCACCGCUCCGUGCAGAGGAUGCUCCCCCGUCAUCGAGAUUACCGCCACGGGGUGGGGUGAAUGGCCGACUCUCUGGCCGAGCCAGCCUGCUGCCGAGCAUGCAGAGACGACACAACGCCCUCCGCAAGCGACAAUUACUGCCGGCCCAUCCAACAUCAUCGUCACCCAGCAACCAUCAAGCCAAGGCGGAGGUUUCGUCAUCGGCGGCUCAACAACAGUAAAACCUGGGCAAACCGUCAUAAUAGACAACACUCCUAUUGUCAUCCAAACAUCGGCCGGCCGCACUGAAGUAAUCGUCGGCACCAAAACGGUCCCCUUCCAGGCUCCAGCAGCCCAACCGCCAAACAGUCAAAUAACGGACGGCCCCAUCCUCCUCCCCAUCAUUAUCGGCAACGGUCAGACCCUCACUCCGAUCGCCAACCCCGCCGCAAAUCCAUCCUCGAAACUGGAUUCAAACCCUGACUCAAAUUCCAACCCAAACCCUAACAACCAGAAUCCCAACCAACUCUCCGACCCGCCCGGCACCGGCAACGCCUUCCCCUCGCAAUACGUAAUCGGCGGCCAGACUCUCACUCCUGGUGGGCCCGCCAUAACCGUCUCUGGUACCACGCUCUCUCUCGCUCCCUCCGCAACCGCCAUCGUCGUCAACGGGAAAACUACCACACUCUCGCAAGCCUAUGGCGCUAUCUACACCACCACAGCGCUUCCCGCGCUCACGCUCUGGGGCGAAAUCUACACCGCAAACCGCGCCGGCUAUUACAUCCUGCACCCAGGCACGACACUCAUUCCCGGUGGGCUGCCCAUCACAGUCUCGGGGACUGUGCUAAGUCUCGAACCGAGAGGGACAGCAAUCAUGAUCCAGGGCAGCACAAGUUAUAUGCAGCCCGUGACCACGAUCGUGACGCUGACGAAGAGCGGUGCAGAAGGAUAUGGUGGGGGCGCAGGCUUGUACACGAACACAGGUGUGCCCGGAACGCUGCCAUAUCCGACGGGGAAGCCGAAUGCGGGGGUGAGCGUGAGGGCACCCGCGGCGAUGACGGACGGGUGGUUGAGCGGCAUAUUCCUGUUAGGCUUUGUGGGAUUGGGUUGGUUAGCGGUUUGGCUGUGA
Trematosphaeria pertusa is the source of this 1818-nucleotide messenger RNA. RefSeq lists its product as uncharacterized. The coding region runs from base 1 to 1818 and encodes 605 amino acids. The transcript has 2 exons. The record is from RefSeq and is a predicted model, not a curated record. NCBI's taxonomy places the organism in Eukaryota, Fungi, Ascomycota, Dothideomycetes, Pleosporales, Trematosphaeriaceae.